This is a messenger RNA of Conger conger (European conger), 3143 nucleotides long. Its product is annotated as E3 ubiquitin-protein ligase TRIM39-like. NCBI's taxonomy places the organism in Eukaryota, Metazoa, Chordata, Actinopteri, Anguilliformes, Congridae. The transcript is spliced from 7 exons. Gene Ontology annotation, molecular function: protein binding; zinc ion binding. The coding region runs from base 205 to 1824 and encodes 539 amino acids. The record is from RefSeq and is a predicted model, not a curated record.
UGGCUCGGAUUCACUAAUAAAAACUUUUCAGCAUUAAAAAGGUUUUAAAUGGUUAAACUGUAAUAAGAGGAGACGCCCGUGCACUGGGGAGUGGCAUCUACUUCAACUCACUUCACUGAAGUCAAACGAAAUUGCAUUAGCGAACUAGUUAAUUUACUUGCCAGCUGUGGAAUUUUUUUAAAGGAAGCACAUAAGAGCACAUAAAUGGCAUCGCCCAACAUCCUUGUGUCUGAAGAUCAAUUUCGGUGUUCUAUAUGUCUAGAUGUAUACAACGACCCCGUCUCCACACCCUGUGGACACAACUUCUGCAUGACAUGUAUCGGUGGAUACUGGGACAGCUGUGAUCUGCCACAGUGCCCGUUGUGCAAGGAGACUUUUGAAGCAAGACCUAACCUCUGCGUAAACAAAAGCUUUGCAGAAAUAGUUGAGCAGUUCAAGAGCUCAGCUGACGAGAAUGCUAAAACAUCUGCGACAGCGCCGGUCCCCGCCAUAGUGGCAGUGCUUUGCGAUAUCUGUACCGAGCUCAAGGCGGUGAAAUCCUGCCUAACGUGUCUGACGUCUUACUGCGGUGAACAUAUCAGCUUACACAGAUUCAAUAAACACACGCUGUCCGAUCCUGUGAACAUGGAAGGCCGCAUGUGCAAACAGCACGAGAGAGUUCUGGAAGUAUACUGUCUGUCUGACCAGACUUGCAUUUGUGCAUUGUGCGCAGAGAAAGACCACAGGGGACACAACACCAUACUUGUAGAGAGAGCAUGUGAAGAAAAAAGGAUUCAGUUUGGAAAAGUCGAAGAUGAGAUAAACCAGAUGAUCCAGGAGAGAAUUAAAACGAUGGAAGAGGUAAAGCAGUCAUCGGAGCUCAGCAAAGGCAACUCGGAGAAAGAAAUUGAGGACACCGUGCAAGUCUUCACUGCUCUGAUGCACACGAUUGAGAGAAGCCCGUCCGAGCUCGUUGAGCUUAUAAAUGAAAAGCAAGAAGCUGCCGAGAAAUGGGAGAAAGACUUUAUCGAGAAGCUGGAACGGGAAAUUGCCGAACUUACGAGACGAAAGACGGAGCUGAAGGAGCUCUCUUACUCUGAGGAUUACAUCCAUAUCCUGCGGAUUUUCCCAACGCUGAGCACACUUUCACAUAUGAAGAUUCCGUCUAAUAUCCCUUUGUAUGCUGAUCCAUGCCUGGGAACUGUACGGAAAAUGUUGUCGCAACUUGUGGAGUUAAUCACGGAAGAAGAGAAGAGGUUUUCCGCAAAAGACCUUGAGAAAAUACAGCAAUAUGCAGAUGAUGUGACUCUGGAUCCUGACACUGCCCAUCCAUGUCUCGUAAUUUCAAGUGACAAGAAAAGCCUGUGCCUUAAAAACGCGAAACAAGAUGUCCCCGAUAACCCCGAGAGAUUUGACCUGAUUGUUGCGGCACUGGGAGAGCAGAAUUUAAGUUCCGGAAGGCACUACUGGGAGCUAGAGGUCGGGGAGAAAAUCGAAUGGAAUGUAGGAGUAGCUGCAAAGUCAGUGGAUAGGAAGGGCUCCAUUGUACGCAGUCCUGAGAACGGAUUUUGGACUUUGUGGCUGGUAAACGGAAGCGAGUACUAUGCUUACACUGAUCCUCCGGUCCAACUCACCAUGAAUGUGAAGCCUAAAAGAAUUGGGGUGUAUGUGGAUUAUGAGGGGGGAUGUGUUUCCUUUUAUAAUGUUGAGGCAAAGUUGCAUAUCUACACAUUCACUGCUUGCGGCUUUAAAGAGAACGUGCACCCCUACUUUAAUACAGGUGUCAUUACUGAAGAUCAAAAUACAGAUCCACUUAUAAUCUCUCCUGUCAUUCCCAGAGAGUGAAGGAGGUGUAGUGUCAGUACAGAUGAGCUAUGUAAAGGCCUUUUAAGAAAUGUAAAAAUGAGAAAUAAGGUGCAAUAAUCUGAUAUUCAAGAGUAGCCAAAAUGCUUUUUGAAAGUAUAUGGGGAAUUUCUUUGGAGGAACAGUUAGAAUAUCUUCAAUAAAAAAAAAAAGAUUUGGAAGUAGUGGUUUAUCAGAGCCAAUUAGGAUAUUGGCAUUUGCUGUAACAUAAAAAAGGCAAGAAGGCUGGGAUAUAUAGAAAAACAAGGUAACACUGAAUAUUGUGUGCAGACGGGGGCGAUACAUAGAAAUACAUAGAAGUUCUGAAAAAGGUCAAAGAAGGCAACUACAGUAUAUUGGUUCCUUGUAUGAAAUGUCAAAGCUCUACGAGGAAAGACUUAAGGUACUUAAUCUCUUCAAAUUUAGUAAAGGGAGACUAGGGGGGAUUGGAUUGAGGUUGAAAAAGGGAUUAGCAAAGUGAACUGCACUAGAUUUUUCAGAUGGGGUUCUCUCAAUAGAGCAAGGGCAUAUAUUAGCAAAUAUGUACAUUCUGAAAAUUUCAGGAGAGUUAUCAAUAUGUGGAAUAGCUUGUCAGGUCACAUAGUAGUGGUUGAGACCCUAGGGAUGUUCAAGUCCAGGCAUGAGGCAAUGUUAGGAAAAUGAGGAGCACUACACACACUAACUUGUAGGUAAAUAUUCAGGGGAUGGGCUGAAUUGUUUGUGACCAUAUGUCUAUAUUCUUCCUGCUUAACUGCAAAUUGUUAUAAAACAUUUUGGCAUGUGUUCCCAGAAGACCAGAGAACACAAGAGUAAGACGAGAAUAAGAUAAUCCUUUUUGCUACUAGUGUGUGAUUGCUACUGAGUGUACUGUGUUCUAUGAACGACUAGCUUCCCUUGCCCACUCUCAUGUGUUAAGUUUUACUGUUUAGUGAUUGAAGGCAUUUCUUAUUUAAUGUUAAUUUCUAAAUACAAUGUCUGUAUAUGUAUUAGACAAUGUGUGAUGUGAGUCAUCCAUGGAGAUUUUAGUAACUAUUGAAUUGCUUUUCCUAUUCAAUCAUUACGCAAAGAACUACUGCAUAAUAUGGGAUACUCUCACCAUCCUAUACUUGAAUUUAUUAGGGCCUCAAAUUUCAGUUAGCACAUUGGAUCCCUCUUACCUUUACUUUGAAAUACCUCCUGUAAUUCUGAUAAUGAAUGCCUCAUGUUGGAUUUUAUCAUGCUAUUUUGAAGUCAGCAUACAUAACUGAUACAAUAGCAGUGGUGACUCACAUAAAAAAUAUACAACUAUCUAUCUAUAAAAAAUAAAAAACAUAAUUCCUAAA